GGAGUCGACGAGUGGAAGAUGAAAUUUCUGGGCGUUCCGGAUUGGAUUGUCUUGGCGGUGACAGCACUGGCCCUCUUGUACAUGUAUGCGGCCAGGUACAGAAAUUACUGGAAAAAGCAGAAUGUUGUCCACGAAAACUUUUCUCUCAUAUUUUCGGCUGUAAGGCGAAUGAUGCCUAGGCCGUCCCAUCUCAGGGAUCAAGACAGGUACCUUCGAUUUGGCAAGGUAUUCGGUGCCUAUGAGGACGGGAAACCCAUGCUCUUCGUGGCUGAUCCCGAGUUGGUGAGGCUCGUUCUCGUCAAAGACUUCCCUUCCUUGCCAAAUAGGAGGAUUAUCAACUUCUUCGAUCCACUUUUGGACAACAUGCUGACCAUUGCACCUGCUGAGAAAUGGAGGAGGAUCCGCCCAGCAGCAAGCCCAGCGUUUUCUACGGGAAAGCUUCGCAAGAUGUAUUUUUUGAUCGCUGACUGUGCUCGGAAAACAGCUGAACAUUUGAAAGAAACAGCCGAAAAAGAGGGAGAACUAGACCUCAAACAGUUUUACGGAAACUACUCUUUGGAUGUAAUUACGAGGUGCGCAUUCAGCACCCGACUGGACUCGCACACUGAGACCAAUGAGUUUGUAACUAAAGUCAGGCAAGCCUUCGGAGGCAAGAUAACGCUGCGACUUGUCUUGUUCUUUUUGUUUCCUGGACUUGCCAAACUUUUGAAAAUAAGGGCCCUCAACAAAGAUAUAUAUCUUUACUUCAAGACUCUCAGCCUCCGGAUUAUUGAGUAUCGAAAGGAUACUCAAACUGUACGGGCAUACUUAAGUAUUAAGUUUUAG
Messenger RNA from Ixodes scapularis (black-legged tick), 825 nucleotides. Its product is annotated as cytochrome P450 3A25-like. The record is from RefSeq and is a predicted model, not a curated record. The transcript is spliced from 8 exons. NCBI's taxonomy places the organism in Eukaryota, Metazoa, Arthropoda, Arachnida, Ixodida, Ixodidae. The coding region runs from base 19 to 825 and encodes 268 amino acids. Gene Ontology annotation, molecular function: oxidoreductase activity, acting on paired donors, with incorporation or reduction of molecular oxygen; steroid hydroxylase activity; iron ion binding.